AUGAGUAGCGCAGAAGACAGCGGUAGCAAGUGCUCGUCCGGCCCGAUUUCCAGCUUUACCAUCCAGUCUAUUCUUGGCACGCCGUCUGAUCCGCCGCGCUCCGUCAACAAGGAGCUCGCGAAGGGGCCGCCGCCGCCGCCGCCGCGGAGGCGCUCACUGUCGGUGUCCUCCGAGGAGGAGUGCAGCGGCGGGGAGGACUCAGCGGACUGCUUCUGCUCCGACACGGGUCACAGCGAGCCGUGCACCCGGCACCAAGCCCAUAACUUCUGUAUAGGUCCCGGUAAAGGACUUCUCUCUGGGAAUGCGGGGCUCGCGCGGCGGCCGCACCUGCCUCAGCCUCUGCUGCAGGAUUACAAGGAGGAGAAGGAGAGACCGUGCCAUCAAAUGUCACCGCUGUCGGAGGAGAGACACACAGACGGUGCGGACAAGCAGGGCAACUCGGCCAAGAAGAAGACGCGCACGGUCUUCUCCCGCAGCCAGGUGUACCAGCUGGAGUCCACCUUCGACAUGAAGCGGUACCUGAGCAGCUCGGAGCGGGCCUGCUUAGCCUCCAGCCUGCAGCUGACCGAGACUCAGGUCAAGACGUGGUUUCAGAACCGGAGGAACAAAUGGAAACGGCAGCUAUCAGCUGAACUGGAGGCGGCCAACAUGGCCCACGCCUCGGCACAGACUUUAGUAGGGAUGCCGCUGAUUUUCAGAGAUAACUCCUUACUGCGUGUUCCGGUUCCCCGGUCUAUCGCCUUUCCGACGCCCCUUUAUUACCCGGGGAGCAACCUUUCAGCGUUACCUUUAUACAACCUGUAUAACAAGAUCGAGUACUGAUGGACUCUGUAUGUGUAUGCAGUCCACUUAAAGACGCAUUACAAAACAAUACAACAUUCUUAUAAGUGUCUCCACAUAACCCCUGUAUAUUAAUUGUAUCACUUUAUUUGUCGAGGAAAUUGUUAUUAUGCAGCAACUGUACGUCUCCCAUGAAAGCAACCAAGCUUAAUUGUAUAAAAUACACCAUGUGUAUAAUUAAUUACAAUAAUUUUGUGUACUUCUAUUUUCUUUCUCCUCCUUGAACUGAUACAAU
Cyclopterus lumpus (lumpfish) is the source of this 1075-nucleotide messenger RNA. RefSeq names its product H6 family homeobox 2 (gene hmx2). Gene Ontology annotation, biological process: regulation of transcription by RNA polymerase II. Gene Ontology annotation, cellular component: nucleus. Lineage: Eukaryota; Metazoa; Chordata; Actinopteri; Perciformes; Cyclopteridae. The transcript has 2 exons. The record is from RefSeq and is a predicted model, not a curated record. Bases 1 to 822 code for a protein of 273 amino acids. Gene Ontology annotation, molecular function: RNA polymerase II transcription regulatory region sequence-specific DNA binding; DNA-binding transcription factor activity, RNA polymerase II-specific.